AUGGAGUAUUGGUAUGUCAGAGUAUAUUCUAACAAUUACAGUCAACCCAAGCUAGAAUUAUAUGGUUUGUUCAGAGCACUUCGUCAUUUUCACCUUUACAUUGCAGGAGUAAAACACUUGCAUGUAGAGGUGGAUGCCAAGUAUAUCAAAGGCAUGCUCAAUGAUCCAGAUCUUCAGCCUAAUGCCGCUAUCAAUCGUUGGAUUCAGGGCAUCCUUCUCUUUGAUUUCAAGCUCAUUCACAUACCUGCUGAUUGUCAUCGUGGUCCUGAUGCAUUAUCUCAUGGUCAACCAACAGAGGAAGACUUUGAAGAUGCUCAAGAAUCAGAUGAUUGGCUUGAUGAUAUCGCUCUUCUUGUUGAUCCUGCCAGACCUCUCCCAUAUCACCCUAUGUCACUCCCUUCGUUCCUUACCAGUGAUUCUUCUCAGUACAAUACUCUUUGUCGAAUCUUCCACUUUCUUCAAACUAUGGAGCUGCCUAUAUUUUCCUCUCUUCAAGCUUAA
Serpula lacrymans var. lacrymans S7.9 is the source of this 501-nucleotide messenger RNA. RefSeq lists its product as uncharacterized. The record is from RefSeq and is a predicted model, not a curated record. The transcript has a single exon. The coding region runs from base 1 to 501 and encodes 166 amino acids. Lineage: Eukaryota; Fungi; Basidiomycota; Agaricomycetes; Boletales; Serpulaceae.